GUUCCAUUCCGCACUCCCAAUCUCUGCAAUAAUCUGCACCACGCUGACGCUCUCAGUAUUGUUCCUAACGGUCCCCCCACUAACAGCCGCCUCUAAACGGACACCCUGAGCCACAGUUUUCGUGUGCAAUCUAUUGCGCACGCGCAAAGCGCUUGGUGACCUUUAACUUCACAGCCGUUUGUGCCCCAAACAAUCAUGGCGUCGGUGGAUGAGCUGAAAGCUGGUGAGUUAUCAGUAUAUGCAGAGAGUUUAUGGUUUAUUAAAGUUUGUUUAUACCAGCGCUGUAAGCCAGUUCUGUAAUGUUAAUGCAUGCUAGUUAAAUAACUCUGGUCUGCUAAUAUGCAUUGCAAGGCUUUGGUCUCCUGUGCUGUGGCAUUGAAAGGGUUCCCUUUGCUUAUUGGAGUGUUUUGGAGGUAAGUCACUAUAUGAUUGGUGUGCUCAUUAAAUCUUCUGCAUGAUUGAUGCAUUGAUCUGGUGAGUGAGAGAGCUGUCAGGUCCACUUGAUGCUUUUAGCAGUGUUUUGAUGUUUUGUCAGGUAAGCAUAGUCUGAAUGGAAUUGCCCAGUUAACUGAAUCUAACACGUUUUUGAGAUUUUUUUUUUUUUGGCAUAGUUUUAAUGCAUUAUCUAGAUCUAGAAUAUCUGCUCCUGCUGUUCAUGUCCUUUAAAAGGAAUACUCCAAGCACCAUAACUGCUACAGUGUGCUGAAGUGGUUAUGGUUUCAGAAGUGUUUGGCGCUGCCAAAUGAAAGUAGUCUGUAAUGGUUUGACUUCUUAUCUGGUGUCUGCCUUGCACCUCCCUGCCUCCUCUCAGCUUUGAGCUAACCUUGGCAGUGCAGGACUUAGCUUAUUGGCUGAGCUAUAUCCGCUAAUAAGCUAGCCCUGCUUGACAGGUCUUAGCUAGGGAGAGCUAACAGAAACUUCAAGCAGGGGUUUUGAGCUCUCUUACAGGUGCCUGGCUGUCUCCAGUUAAGAAAAGAAACCGCUAUUAAUUUGUUUGACUACUUAUUUUGGGGGAACAUCUGGCACCAUAACCAACAACACGCUAUAAUGGCUUUAGUGCUUCGAGCAUUGAACAUCUCCUCCACUUCCUACUGAGUCUGAAACUUGUGAAAAGAGAGCCAUUUGCUGGCAGUAUCAAUUACUCUCCCUGUAGCCUCAAACUUGUAUAGAUGUGGAGGGGCAGAGCAAAAUAACAUCGGAUAGCAGACUUUAGGGUUAAACAGUUUGCUCUUAGUUUAACACCCGGAUGGUAUGCCGGUGCAAAGAUUCUCCUGACACCAUAACAACUUAAUUCCAAUGAAGUUGUUAUGGUGCCCAGAGUGUUCUAUUAAAAGGACACUAUUGGCACCCAGACCACUUCAGCUCAUUGAAGUGAUCUGUGUGCAGAUUCUCUGUCCCCUUAAAGGGACACUAUAGUCACUGCUUAAUGAAGCAGUUUUGUUUAUGCAGCCAUAGUUACACCUCCCCACAUGUGAUUCACACAGCCUUUCUAAACACUUCCUGUAAAGAGUCAUCUAAUGUUUACACUUCCUUUAUUGCAACUUCUGUUUCUGUGUAGAAUUUUGUAUCUCCUGCUCUCCUAAUAGCUUACCAAACUCUGCAGAAGCCUACUGUAUGUAAUUAAAUUUCAGUUUACAGAGCAGGAUCUGAUUGAAACUGAAACUAUUGUGUUUUCAUGUCAUUCACAGCCAAGGGAGGUGUGGGUGGGCUGCAUCCACAGAAACAAAAGUGAUUGAUUUAAUUCAUAAAUGGCAGAGAAUUGAGCAGUGAAACUUCAAAGGCAUGAUCUAUAGACAAGAACUGCUUCAUUAAGCUAAAGUUGUUCUGGUGAGUGUAGUGUCCCUUUAACCCUACAAUGUUAAUUAUUGCAGUUUCUGAGCAACUGCAAAAAUUACCUUGCAGGACUAAAACUGCCUUUAGUGGCUGUCAAACAGCCACUAGAGGCACUUCCUGCUUGCUAGGUGACUUUGUUUGCCUAACUGAUGCUGGAUGUCCAAACACUCUUCAUGAGGACAUUGCAGCAAUGCUUUCCCAAUGGGGAGGGCCUAAUCCGCUUACGGAGCGCCGACCCUGCGCCGAGGGAGAUUGGGUGAAUACAGUAAGGGCAGGGGAGCGUGAGGGAAGUAUAGUGUAAGAAAUGCACCUUUGUAUUAAUAGCACUAUAGUAUCCCUAUUAGGCAGGCAAAAUUGUAAUAGGUGUAGACAUUUUCAUUUUUCUUGAAUGCACUAAUGUUUGUUUCUUCAGUUCUGAAGGAUACAUUAGAAAAAGGAGGAGUUAUAGGUGAGCUAAAAGCAAAUGUCCGAGCAGCAGUGUUUCAAGCGGUUGACGAUCGGAGUGAACCCAAACCAACACUUUCUCAUGAAAAUCUUCUCAUAAAUGAACUGAUCAGAGAAUAUUUGGAGUUCAACAAGUACAAAUACAGUGCUUCAGUGUUAAAUGCAGGUAUGUGUGCCUAAUCAAUAACCAAAAUUAAUAAUUUGUGUAUAAGACCAAUUAAACAAAAAGGAAAACAAGGUAUAAUUGUGCUCAAAGCAAUAUGUUGGUUUUUUUUUUCUUCUUUUUUUUUAUUGUAUAAAAUAUUAUGCAUUUCUUCCUUCCAGCGUCUAUGACGCAUUUGUGUUUUUCCCCAAAAUGUCUGUUAAAGGAACACUCCAAGCACCAUAACGACUACUUACAGUCUCCUCCCACUCCAACCCCCAAUGUAACUAGCCCAAGUGUGUGUGUGUGUGUGUAUAUGUGUGUGUGUAUGUAUGUAUGUAUAUAUAUAUAUAUAUAUAUAUAUAUAUAUAUAUAUAUAUUUGGCUGCUCUCCCUUCUUUUACUCCUUUUGGAAACACUUCUCAGGGAGCUGAGCUCAAAUAGGACCAUCUUAAGCAAACUAAAUGGGCGGUCAAUUUACGUUCACUGGAAGCUAUACAUACAGCUAUAGUGAGUGCUAGGCUUCUGAAAAGCCACUACCAGGAAUUCCUUGAGCUUAGCUGAGUUAGAAAAAUAGUUGUUCUGUUGAGUAUAAUCAUUACCAUCAGGCAUUUUUUAUGCAAACACUGCCUUUUCAGAGAAAAGGCAGCAUUUACAUUGCCCUUAGGGACACCUCCAAGUGGCCGCCACUCAGAUGACGACUGAAGGUGUUCCUGGGGCAGUGCUGCACAGUAGGCAGCACUGCCGUUCAGCAUCUCCACAUUCUGCAUGGGGAUGCUGAAUAUUUCUCAUAGAGCUACAUUGAUUCAUUGCAUAUCUAUGAGGUGGUGCUGAUUGGCUAAAACAGGGUUUGGUCCCAUCCCGCCUCCUUGCCGAUUUUAGCCAAUCCAAUGCUUUACCCAUAGGAAAGCAUUGGAUUGGCUAGAAAUAGUCAGUGCUGAUGAUGUCACCAAGGGGCGGUGCAAGCACUGGCAGACCUGUGCGGUGCUGGAAAUAAGGUGAGUUCUAAUUCCUUUUUAAGGGGGCUAAGGAGGGGCAGGCCACCUAAAUGGUGGGUUUACCACUAUAAGGUCAGGAAUAUACGUUUUGUGUUCCUGACCCUAUACUGUUCCUUUAUUGAAAGUAUUUUGGUUGCUGGCUUACCUGGGCUCCAUCUUACCUUAAGUUGUCAAUCACUGGCACCCAUUGCUGCGUCUUCCUGCUGUUCUAUAAUGGCCAAAAAAAGAGUCUGAAGACUGUAUGGACAGGUGUCUAGUGACCAAUUUAGGUGUUAAAUCAAAAGGGACACUUAACUGCCAAAAAUGUGUUUUGUGUUUUUUUUUUUGUUUUUUUGUUUUUUUAUUACAGUUUAGUAUAUAUCGCCCCGAUACCUUUUUAAUUGGGGUUAUAUAUAAAAUCAGCUUGCAAAGGUUGGAGAUCUUGUCUGCAGUAUUUGCAAGCCCUUCCCUUCUUGCCCAUCCCAGACUUCCCCAAUCACAGACUUCCCAAUGCAGCUCAAUGAGAAAUCUUUGCAAACCAGGUGUUGGCAUAGCAGGUGUCUAUGUCUUGAGUUUAGCUCCACUGAGCUAAACAACCAGGAAGUAACAUGACCUAUUAUCUGAUUAACAAGGUUAUUAUUGUAUAAAUGUUCCAAUCUCUCUUAAAUCUGCACAUUUUGAAAAGUAGGGGCAAAAAGAGGACACACCCUUUACACAUCAAGCGCUUUUGGUGUCUGGAGUUCCCCUUUAAGUUAAAAUUGUUCCAAAGUACUUCAGUCCCCAAAUCAACUUAAUUAAGAUAAAGUUGUAUUCGGGGGUGCGUGUAGCUUUAGUAUUAAAGGGACACUCCAGGCACCAUAACAAUAUGUUACUUUUACAGGCUGUGAUGGUAGAAGAACCACUGUCAUUGUCUCCUUGCACCCUUUGUUUGUAACUGCGGUGAUUUUAAAAAAAUCUAUGCAGCUGUUUGUCUACACCCCUUCUCUAUUAUUAUUAUUAUUAUUAUUAUUAUUAGAAACCUUUCUAGAAACAUACUCCUUUGAAUGAUGCUUUCAUGGUGAGCAGAUGUCAUAUGUCAUCUCCUCUGACAGUCCUUGAAUCCUAAGCUUUCUCAUAGCUUUCUGUGAACAACCACAUCUAAAUGUCUUCAUGAAAAAGAUGAGACCUCAGUUGGCAGGGAAAAAAAGCCGCACUGCCUUCUUUUACCAGAUGCUUGAGAUCUAUUCAUAUAUUUACAUGAAAUAAGUUACAUCUGAGUUCUGGGAAGAGGUUCAUUUUAUAUAUUUGGCAAACCACUAAGAUAUAAUGUGAGCACCUGGAUUGUUUUCUUUAGUUCUUUGGACUUCUCCCUGGAAAAGCUGGAUUUGACUUGCCAUCUGUAGACAAAAAGAUAUAGUAAACUCAGACAUGCCUGUAAUUGGAUGUAUUAUGUGAUCCUUAAUAAUUUGAAGUUCCCCUUCAUUAGAAAAAAAAUAUUUUUUGUCUUGUUUUACAGAAGCAGGUCUGUCAGAGAUCCCACUGGAUCGUUCAUUUAUUGCCCGGGAACUGAAUAUCAUUGAAGAUGGAAACUCCCAAUCCGUGUAAGUACUUUAAGCAUUCAUUUUCAUGUUUCACAAUCUCCAGUACUUUCCCAAACAUUAACAGAAUCAGUUUAAUAGUGUGAAGUGUGUUUUUUUUAAAAAAGAUCCUUCCUAUGAAAUUUUAUCCAGAAACAUGCUGUAUUCCCAAGUCAAUUUAAGUUACAUGUCGUCCUCUUCCAUGGAGAUUGCAGAUCUGUACUUCCAGAUGCCGAACGAUCACAGUCACAAAUCGGUACACCUCAAUACACUGACACACAUAUAUGUAUAAUAUACCCUUCCCCCACCUCUAUAUCUGUGGCGUGGCUGAGCUCUCCAUGGAAGCUGCUUCACUUUGCUGUGUGAUUUUCCUCCAAGGCUUAUAUCUGAAGUUAAAAAAAAAAAAAAUUAACUGCCGAAUGACAAAACUUUACUAAUGAUGCUGCCAGGAGCACACAGUGCUGGCAAACACUGCACCCCAGCCAGCAACCUCAGCCACCGUAAACAAGGGCACAAACACAGCAUUCAUACCAGGCCAUCAACAGUCUGGGAUAUAGUAAAGUAUGCAUGGACCUGGACUUACCAGGGGCUGCAUUUAAUUAUUUGGAACUUCUGCUGUAGUCUAAUAUUUGGAUCCAAAUACAAAGAAAUUAGUCAUGCCCUCAAAUGCCCAUUGCUCCUGGGCGGCAGCAACGACCAUAGUACACAUCAGCCAAAAUACAUAUAGUAAAUCCCAAAGAAAAAGUUACCUGCACUCUUUCCACAUCCCUAUGUAUUUUUAAAUAAAUGGAGGUUUUUAGUUUCCUCCAAUGGCCAUGAGAGGGUAUGCCCACCUGCCACGUCAAGGCAGACCUCUUAGGUGGGUCCUAACUGUAACCAUUCGCUUUGCUUCCUUGAGGUUCUGGAAAAAAUAUCUCUGAGAUAGAAAGGGGUAUUUUUUAUAUAUACACUCCUAUAUACUUAUUAACCCUUAAUUGGGAACACAUGGGAUGGGCAGCAUCAUUGUAACCUAGCUGUGUGAUACAAAAAGUGAAUACAAAGAAACAAGUCCUGUGCUCAAACUCCUAUUAUUACUGGGAGGCAGCAACAACCAUAGUACACAUCAGCCAAAAUACAUAUAGUUACAGCUCCGUUACAAUGCUGCUGCCCAUCCCAUGUGUUCCCUAUUACGGGUUAAUAGACAUGUAGGGAUUGUGACGGAACGCUGGCACUCUGACCAAGUAUCUCCGCCAAUCGUUGCUCCUAGUGCUUGCCGAGGACUCCAAGCACUCCAACCGACACUAUCAGCACCGUAGACCCCACUUCCAGGGAUGCAGCUGCGCCGGGGUCUCGCCGUCCUUCACCCACCCUGGACACAAGGCCAGGAUCCAGCUUCCAGUGGGCAGACCUCUCUUCCUCCAGAGAGCGCAGCAGGAACAAGAACAGCUCUUACAAUAGCUUACCCUGGGGAGUAUAGUGUGAUUAUAGCAAUCCCCAGAGUGUAGUUAUCCCAUCCCCAAGCAUGAGCCAAGGCUUCAAGAAAAGGUCAAGCAGGUCUGUUUAAUGCACACAAAAGGACUUUCUUUUAUACAGGAUUUUCCACAAGGUUACCACCCACGUGGUCUUGUGGAACAGCCAAUCAAACACAUUACAAUACAGUCAGACACUUCCAGCCAAGGCACACAAACUCUCCCCUCUGCCUGUGAUAUAAUUACUAAACACAAUAGGCUAACUUAAUUAUCACAGGCAGAGAAAUAUACAGUUUUACACAAUAUUCAUAACUUACAAACCAUACAUGCAAUUCACAUAAGUCACAUAUUCUGAACCAGCAUAAGCAGUAUACAAACAUAGGCCAAAAUCAUACAAUUUGGUUCAGUGGUUCAAAAGUUAGGUGGAAGUCCUAUUUGACCGACUGCAAGCAUGACUUUCCUGCUCAAAACAGUUCCACAGAUUUAGGCUGUGCAGCCGGUCUAUCUUCUCCUCUAUCCUGGAGAAAAUUGGCUUAAGUGGGUGUGGUAACUUAAUUAUCUCAAGGUACAGAAACUAUCUCCAUUUACAACAACAGUAAAAAUACAUAAUUCCUUUUAUACUGAACCAAACCCCCACAUUCAACCUAUCCUUAGCUAGCUUGGAUCUAAGUGCUCAAUAUGUCCGAACAGCGCUCAGAUCCCACGAACAGAAUAAAAUCACCAUGGGGUUAAAGUUUAGCAAGAGCUGAUGAUUGACUGAGGAGGGACAAAGCAUCUAGUUCCAUUUAAAGGGCCAGAACAGUCUUUUAAACACCAAUAAGUCCAAAUAGUGGUUUUUAAUUGGCAAAGUCUCCCCGGGACCAUAGUCACAUGGCAGGAGGCUGGCAAUUUAGUUCUCUCCAGGCACAAGUGGCGAAGGGAACUUCGUCACAGGGUUGUAUAUUAAAAAAAAAAAAAAAAUACCCCUUUCUGUCUCAUUAGAGAUAUUUUUUGCCAGAAGCUCAAGGAAGCAAGGUGAAUGGUUAGAGUAGGACCCACCUCAGAGGUCUGCCUUCAUGUGGCAGGUGGGCAUACCCUCUUAUGGCCAUUGGAGGUAACUAAAAACCUCCAUUUGUUUAAAAAUACAUAGGGAUGUGGAAAGAGCGCAGGUAACUUUUUUUUUUUUUUCUUUUUUUUUUUUUAUAUUUAAUAUUUGGAUCCAAUAAUUAGUUGUUGCAUGUGGUCCAUUCUGUGGAAAGAUACUUGACAUUUAGCAAUAUUUCUAUGGUUGGAGUUUGGCCUAUCUUCAUUCUUUAAGAAAAACUCAGUUGUUGUUGUUGUUGUUAAUAUUUUAUUUGUGACACUUUCAGAUUUACAUUUUUUUUUUUUUUUUUAUGCAUGAAAUGUAAUUCCUUGUCUGCAUUGCCCUGUGAGCUGAGCAUAGCUGUGCAAAAUUCACUGCCAUCUUCAAUUCUGCUGUGUUCUCAGUCUACGGUACUCUCUGCUGCUCAGCAUUACUGUGUCCGCUGCCAAAGAUGCCCAGCUAUACUCAGCUCAUGGGGUAAUAGGUGACAUUAUCGCUCUGUGAACGUGCAAGGUCCCUGGUUUGUGAGCGUGACCUUGGAAAAGAUGAAGGCGGAUUCUGACCCAAAAAUCACUGAACGUGGCAGUGCAGGAGGGAAAAAGGAAAGGUUGUUGUCAUAGGAAGGUUAUUUUAAAAAAAGUAAGAAAAAUGUGUGUGUACACAAUUAUGUGAAUAAAACAAAAUAGGAAUCACAAACCACUACAAAACAAAUUGUUUUUCUUUUAAACUUACACCAAUUAUCUCCAAUGCAUAAUCUCAUCUCUCAAUUCUGAGACAACCCAUCCAAAUCUUACUUUUGCCUUCUGUCGUCUUUGCGUUUCAGUUCUGCUUUCACACGUCCCAAAUCCACUUGCCCAGUCUUCUCUUCGCUACCCUCCAUCAGUCAGUCUGUGCAUCAUCCUCCCAGUGGCAUCUAUUCUGCAUAUUUAAUUUACAUUUUAUUUCCAUCCAUCUAGCUAUAACUAAAAACUGCUUUGACUGAUGAUACCACUUUAAGGAAACCACACCGUAGCAUUUAUUAGACAUGGGUUUCCCAAAUUCCCUUUGCCACAUUAUCAAUUACUUCUACAUGUCUUUAGUAUCAUACUAUCUUCAUUAUCUGGUACCUCUUUUAUAUCAACCAUGGCAGAGAUUUAAACAACUGUAUUGUUAUAUGCUGUGAUAAUUCUUUAUUUUUAAUUUUUAUUUUUUUGCACAGGCCUAUUCUUUAUGGGAUUUUAGCACAUUUUUUACAAGGACAAGUCCAAAGAAAAAGGUUUGAAAACUCUAAGGAGCAACAUUUAAAAGGUAAAGUUACGAUGUUUUGUUUCUCACAAAAGUCUUUUGUAUUACAGUUUUUGGAAACCAGGUUUAAACUGGUUUAUAACACAAACUGUAUUGUAUUGAAGUCUUCAUGUGAACUUAUUUUUUAUUUUAUUUUUUUAAAUAUCUGCAGAACAUGAUUGGUAAGGUGGUGGUUAUUUUUUUUUUUUUUUUAUGAUUUAGUAGAAUUCAAUGAAUGGUAAAAAAAAGCCUUUAGCCUUGAUUUCUUGCCAAUAUGUGAGCAACAUUUUACUGGCAUAUAAAAUAGUUUGUCUGUUUUUGCUGCCAAUAUUAAAGAGAAAUAAAAACAAGGGAUACAUUUAAAGUGGUUCCUAUCCAUGUAGUGUGCACCAAAUUCCAAUAGGUUUGUUUUUAUUACAAAAGAUAUAAAGGUGCAUAGGCGCUACCAGUAUAGAAAUACAAACAGACUGGUGUAAUAAAAGUGUAUCCCACACACUUAAGAAUAAACAAUAAAACAGGAAUAAAUACUACACCAGUUUAAUUAUCCAGGUAUCAGAAUGAUGAUGUUAGAAGUUGAACAUUAGGAUAUGUUGUGAUACAAAUCAGUAACCACAACCAACACUCCCUCCUGCUUCGACAAGAGAUUAAGGAGUUUGCAACCACCCAGUCUUAAAAUCUACACAUGUAAUUGCAGUUAUUUAGUUAGCACAAUAUAUAGAUUAAGAUGUAUUGGGCAUUACAGUUCAUUGUAAUCAUUUUAGUGGCACUUAAACCGGCACUGUUUAGGGACUUUGUCGAAUUUAGAAAGAUCCCCAAAGGUGACCUUGCUGCUGGGUUGUUCGGUGCCGUAAAGGUCAGAUUUACAUACCUGAACCUGUCCCUUGCGGGUGCCGCCCUCUUCCUCCGUCUGCUCCUCUUCAGCUCCUGGCCGUCCCUGCUGUACUCUUGUGCAAGCGCCAGAGUAAAGCAUUGAAGUCUGUGGAGGGAACCACGGGAUCCUCCAUAGACUGAGCCAAUUCCCUGCAGCCAUCACGGUUGGCAUCUGUUGGGAUUGAUUCUUUAGCUCUGCACAGAGUCUAAGAAAGUCAGGAGGAGGAAAUUCAUAGAGACAAAGAAGUCUCUACUUGGUCUCUAUAUAUCUCUUGACUGGGUUGGAGUUUCAGUGAAAUGUCAUCACAGUUAAUGAGUAUUUCAUGAAAAAAGCUAUCUUUAUGAAUAACUAAUUUUUCAGGGGGGGUGGCAGUUCCCCUUUAAAGGAACACUAUAGUGUCAGGAAUACAAACAUGUAUUCUUAACAGUAUAUAGUUCUAAAGUAACUGCUUAGCUCUGUAGCCCCUCUCAGAUUGCAUUGAAACGUAUUAAACUUACUGUGGCGGAACCUACCUCCAAUUUCAUAUACUCUGCCCCUGUUUGUAUAUUUUCCCUUUUUCCAUACGGGAGUUAUUAUAUACGAACGCCAUCUAUUCGUCUCCCGAAUGAGGACCACCCCUGUACCCUAUUAGAAAAUUCACACCAGCAACUUAAGUGUGAAACCACAAGGGAAGUCAUUAAUGAGUGCUGCCAUCUUGUCUUCCAGACGUGGGCAGCGGCACUUGGUCGUCGAGUGCCCGGAACUCUUUUCGGCUAGGCACUUGCACAAAUCCCGGUAAAGAUUAGACCACUGCCCGUUCUAUUUCCUGACCACUUAUAAGAAUGACGUUCGUGAGAUAUGAACUUCCGAACAUGCAUGGUGUUUGCACAGAAACCCCCGAACAGAGACUGGCCAAGGCACCUACUUCCCUGGAAAAGUUUUGGGCUAGUGUCAAAACCUUACCCCGGUGGCAUUCCAGUUUCACCAAACUGAUUGGAGUGAUAUGUGAAUAUGUUAUACACUCAGAUCAGGGAUAUCUGGGGAUAUGAUUUUUGUGGGGUUCCACUUUAUGGUGGGGGCACCUUUGGGAAACUGUAUAUUUUGUAUGGAUUUUCUGUACCUGAGAGAUAAUUGAAUUAUGUUUUUUUUCUUCUCACGCAGUUAUCUCUCAGGCACGGAGGAUCUUGGGAUUAAAACACCUGUUUUUUAUUGUAUUGGAGACCCCAUGUAGGGGUUUGUGCAUAAAAGCCGUGUGUGGUUGGAAUAAAAUCAGUUGACUCCCAGAACUAUGUUUCGUCUGGGUACUGGGGGAAUGGAUGUCUGUGUAUUUUAAUGGUUCCAGAGUGGCUUAAGGAAGGAAUUAGCGGAGGUCAUCAGUCAGGUUACCCGUGGUCCGCUACACUUACCUUUUCUCCCAUGCCGUGCUGGUCUGGUUGCGGCUGUUCCCUCUUCCAUGGCUGAGAUCAUUAUCAAUCUUGAUGAUCUCCGCCAACCCAAUGCUUUCCUUUAGGUAAGCAGUGGGAGACUGUUGUGAGUUAAACUGUAGUGGUUCUGGUGACUUUAGUGUCCCUUUAAAUUAUACUACUAUUAGGAACAAGUGUUGUGGGUUUUUGUUUUUAGAAAGUUAUUCAGAUCUUAAUGUUUUUUUUUUUUUAAAUAUAAAUUGUUUUGUAUGAAAAUGGGCAAAUAAACACAAAUGGCCUAAAAAAUGAAGAAACAAUAGAAAAAUUGUUCCAGUUAAGACUGCCAGUGACCUUAAGAAGCCACGGACGGUUGCUGGACACCCCGCUAAUUGCAAAUCUAUUCAUACUAUUUAAAUUAGAAACAAGGUUUUGUUGGUUGAAUGUAGUUUUUAAAUAUCUGUCACUAGGAGGAGCUGUCUUUCUGUAGAUCUGUGUUUCAGUCCAUAUACUUUCUUAACAUUUAGUUUUCUGAAAAUUUUAUAUAUUUUAUUUUUUUACAACCUUAGGUUUUAAUGAUAUAAGAUCAUAGUGUGUAUGUAAUAUAUUCCAGAAUUUAGGUAUGUCUGAUAAGAGUUUACACAUAACUUUUUUUAUUUUUUUAAUAGUUUCUGGGCAUGUUACAGGCUUCUAUCACUUGAUAUGCCUGGUUUAACAGUGAUUAAAUUAGACAGUUAGAUCUACUUUAUUCACCUGUCUCUUCUCCUCUCUUACCUACUCUUUCCGGUUAAGUGACCUCUCAAAUAUCAUAACCACUGCAUCUUAUUGUAAUAGUUUUGGGGCUUUUGUUUUUUUUUAGCUCCUAGCUCCUAGUUCCUUGUUUCUAUCAGACUGAUUUUAGAGUGGUUUGGCAAAUUUUGUGUUUUCCCUGAUACCUAAGGCCCUGCUGACCAGAUAAUGCAGAUUCACUUCUGCAUUUUCUGUCCAAAGUCAGUCAACCUUGGAUGGGGCAACGAUAAGCUGAAAACACUAGACGGCCCCUGCACUCUGUGCUUAUCCAUGUCAUCCAUUGUUGGAUGAUUUAAACAGAAAAUGUAGACUUGUAGAUAAUUAUCCCCAAAAAAACUCCCAAACAUACGUAUUCAUUUAUUCCAUAGAUGCCGUAGGGGUCAAAACAAAAUGGGUAGCAUGAUGGUGUUUUGCACGCAGCUGCCUUUAAAGGGACACUAAUGGCACCCAGACCACUUCAACUCAUUGAAGUGGUUUGGGUGCACUGUCCCAGGUCUCUUAACCCUACAAAGCUAAUAACUGCAAUAGUUUGCUUGGUGGGUUAACUCCACUUCUGUGCUGUUAGGUGCCGCGCAUGCGCAUUAGGAUUCUGACGUCAUCUGGGGAGGAGUGAAGGCAGACCCGAGCCAGGGCCAAGGGACAUAGACGCUGGACUAAGAUAAGUGACAAAGUGUUUUUUAACCCCUUCUGCACCACAGGGAGGGGGCCCAAAGGAGGGAGGAGCUGUAUUGCCAGGAAAACAGCUUUCCUUUUAAUUAAAGGCCAGUCAUCGGGUCUCAAUUAAGUUGAGAUAAUAAGAAUCUGCACCGGAUUCUUUUCACCAAUUAAUUUUAAUUAAGAGCGACACGGCUUAAAGUUUCUUCUAUAUGGGGCAUUUGCAAUUAAAUAGUGUUGCGCGAGAAUAUUUGUUAAUAAAUACAUGCAUUUCUAACAGGUUUCCUAAAUAAUAGUUCAGAGUCAUACUGGAAUGUUCUUCAUUGGGAAAAUAAGUGUGUGUGUGUGUUCUUUAAAUCCCUUAUUGUGUAUUUAUAUGUUCUUAUUUUAAAUGUAUUUAUAGAUGCCAAUCAAGAAAGGAUUUGCCUUCCACAAUCCAGCACCAGUGACGCCUAUGCUUAUCGUAACAUGAACCGAUAACAGCCUGCAAACACUCCGAUGCCUCCCAUAAUUCCCUGUUGUUCCUUUUAAAAGAAUGUUUCUUGCAGUGUCUUCAUCUAACUUAAAUUAGUUGAUUUUAAAUAUUUAUAACUUAUCAAGAAGCACUGUUUCUAAGAUGUUAGACUUUUGUGUACAGCACUAAUUUUCCAAUGUUCUGAAUAAAUAUUUAAUAUUCUUUAUACA
Pelobates cultripes (western spadefoot toad) is the source of this 13102-nucleotide messenger RNA. NCBI's taxonomy places the organism in Eukaryota, Metazoa, Chordata, Amphibia, Anura, Pelobatidae. The record is from the annotation of a GenBank genome assembly.